Messenger RNA from Amphiprion ocellaris (clown anemonefish), 4584 nucleotides. RefSeq names its product retinal guanylyl cyclase 1-like. Gene Ontology annotation, biological process: receptor guanylyl cyclase signaling pathway; protein phosphorylation; cGMP biosynthetic process. The transcript has 24 exons. The record is from RefSeq and is a predicted model, not a curated record. NCBI's taxonomy places the organism in Eukaryota, Metazoa, Chordata, Actinopteri, Pomacentridae. Gene Ontology annotation, molecular function: protein kinase activity; peptide receptor activity; guanylate cyclase activity. Bases 156 to 3326 code for a protein of 1056 amino acids.
GCAGGUAAGCGGCUUCAGGAAGUCAUCCUCUCAUUAGCGGCUGUGACCUGCAGCCAAAGUUCCUCAAACAGGAUUAGAGAAAAGCAGCUCUGAGCCUGACAUCAGCACUUUCUGCAGUCCUCAGCACGACGUUCCUCUGAGAACAGGUCGGCAGGAUGCAGCUUCCCUGGUUGCUAGCGGCGUGUCUGUGGUUGCUAUGCAUUAGCCAGGUGAGGACAGCGACCUUCAAACUGGCCCUGAUUGCCCCCUGGUCAUGUGACCCGUUGUUCUCCCGGGCGAUGCCCACGGCGGCGGUCAACCUGGCGUUGUCACGGUUACAGAGCGACAGCAGCCUGAGCCAAGGAUUCUGGUACGACGUGAACCUGCUGGAGGAGGACUGCUCCGCCUCCAAAGCGCUGAAAGAACUCGGGGAAAUGGAGGGUUAUGGCCACGCCUACAUCGGCCCUUUUAACCCCGCCCUCUGUCACGCUGCCUCCCUAUUGGCCGAGCACUGGGAGGCGGGGCUUGCCUCUCCCGGCUGUCUAGACACUGAUUGGCUGAACCUGCCUCCCAUUACUCCUCCCAGCAGAGUGCUGUUCACCGUCCUUAGGUUCUUCCGCUGGGCACACGUGGCUGUCGUCUCAGCUCCCACUGACCUAUGGGUGAGCACCGGACAGGAAGUGGCCUCGGCACUGCGGGCUAUGGGGCUGCAGAUUGGUCCGGUGGUCGCCAUGGAAACACAGGAGAGGGGCGGAGCUAGGGAGGCACUGAAUGAGAUCCGGGAGGUCGACCGGGUGAAAGUGGUCAUCAUGUGCAUGAGCUCCGUCCUGAUUGGUGGAGAGGAUCAGAGAGAGCUGCUAUUGGCUGCUCUGGACAUGGGGAUGGUUUCCGAAGGUUAUGUGUUCAUUCCAUACGACGCGCUGCUGUACGCGAUGCCCUAUCAGGACACAGUAUUCCACCCGCUGACCAACAGCACGAAGCUCCGUCACGCCUACAGCUCCGUCCUGACCAUCACCAUGGCAUCUGACCAGAGUUUCUAUGAAGCCUUUCGUCAGGCUCAGAUCAGCCGAGAGAUUCGCUCAGCGGUGUCUGCUAAGGAGGUGUCUCCGAUGUUCGGGACCAUCUUCAACAUGGUGUACUUCAUUGCUAAGGCCGUGGAGGAGCGUCGCCAGGCGGGGGGCGGGAACUGGGUGACGGGCGAGCAGCUCGCCCAAUCAGAUGGAGGCUUUGAUUUCCAGGGCUUCAAUCAGGUGCUGUAUGGAGGUAAAGAGGGGCGUGGCCUCCAGUCCAGGUACGUGGUGCUGGACUGCGACGGCGACCGGCUCGUACCGACUCACUCUCUGGCUCCGACUCACACCGACGGGAGGAUCGGAAAUCUGCGGCCGCUCAGUCGAUCCUUCAUCUUCCCCGGAGGACAACCCCCCCCAGCCAGCUUCUGUUGGUUCAGUCCGGACCAGGCCUGCAGUGGCGGUAUGAACACCAUGGUGAUGGUUGCCAUCGUCCUGCUGCUCUGCGCUCUGAUUGGACCGUUUCUCUACUGGUUCAGAAAGUACAGGAGGACAGCGAACGUCACCAAACUGAUCCUGACUCUGGAUGACAUCGUCUUCAUCGAUACGCAAGUCAGCAGGAAGAAACUCAACGACGAGUCAAUCAUGAGGAGUCUUCUGGAAAUUAAAACGCCGUUCCGCUCCAUUGCUAGAAGUUACAUCCUGACAACACCUGAGAGCUCCAACAUUGGCAUCCUGGAGGGUGACUGGGUGUGGCUGAAGAAGAUUCCUGUCACAAAGACGAUAACAGCAGCCAAUGAAGGGACACAGAACCUGUUCAGCCAGCUGCGGGAGAUGCGUCAUGAGAACCUGAACCUGUACCUGGGUCUGUUUGUGGACUCAGGCAUCUUUGCUCUGGUGGUUGAACAUUGUCCUCGAGGAAGUCUGGCAGACCUGCUGGCUGACAGCAACAUGAGGCUGGACUGGAUGUUCAAGUCCUCCCUGCUGAUGGACCUCAUCAAGGGGAUGAAGUACCUUCAUCUGCGAGGUCUGAGUCAUGGUCGGCUGAAGUCCACAAACUGUUUGGUCGAUGGACGCUUUGUCCUGAAGAUCACAGACUACGGACUCCCCAUGAUUGUCCACUCUCAGAACAUCGUCCUACCUGAAGAUCCACAAGAGCUCCUGUGGACAGCUCCAGAGCUGCUGAGGUCUCCAGUUCGUGGAGGUUCUUUCUCUGGAGACGUCUUCAGUUUCUCCAUCAUCAUCCAGGAAGUGAUCUCACGAACACUGCCGUAUGCCAUGAUGGACAUGCCGGCCCACGAGAUCGUGGAGCGUCUGAAGCAGCCUCCUCCUCUGUGCCGGCCAAUAGUUUCGGUGGAUGAAGCUCCUGCUGAGUGUCUCGCUCUGAUGAACGAAUGUUGGAACGAGGAUCCGAUCAAGAGGCCGAGCUUCGACGACGUCUUCAAACAGUUCCGUGGCAUUAACCGUGGGAAGAGGGCGAACAUCAUCGACUCCAUGCUGCGGAUGUUGGAGCAGUACAGCUCUAACCUGGAGGACCUGAUCAGAGAGAGAACCGACGAGCUGGAGGUGGAGAGGAACAAGACGGAGAAGCUGGUUGGACAGCUGCUGCCAAAGUCUGUGGCUCAGGCUCUGAAGAAAGGCAAACCGGUCCGACCUGAACAUUACUCCGACUGCACCCUGUACUUCAGCGACAUUGUUGGGUUCACCACCAUCUCAGCCCUCAGUGAACCUAUCGAGGUGGUGGAUCUGCUCAACGACCUCUACACCAUGUUCGACGCCAUCAUCGCCACCCAUGAUGUCUACAAGGUGGAGACCAUCGGAGACGCCUACAUGGUGGCCUCAGGAGUUCCCAAUAGGAACGGAAACCGACACGCAGCCGAAGUGUCCAACAUGUCUCUGGAUAUCCUGCACUCCAUCGGAGCCUUCAAGAUCAAACACAUGCCGGAGAUCAAAGUGAAGAUCCGCAUCGGACUGCAUUCAGGUGCGGUGGUUGCAGGUGUGGUGGGCCUCACCAUGCCCAGAUACUGUCUGUUUGGAGACACGGUGACCACGGCAUCUCACAUGGAGGCAUCCGGACUACCCUACAGGAUCCACAUCAGUCUGAGUACAGUGAAGGUCCUGACCAGCCUCAAACUGGGAUAUCACAUCGACACCAGGAAGGCUCAGGUGAAGGGCACUGAGGACACAUAUUGGCUGAUGGGCCGAGACGGGUUCGAUAAACCUCUGCCGGUUCCUCCAGACCUCACCGGAGGGGCCAGUAAUCACGGUAUCAGUCUGGAUGAGAUUCCAGUUGAGAGACGACAAAAGUUUCUGGACCGACAGAAGAAGAUGAAGAAAUGAUGCCAAUACACAACAAUACACAGUGUAACACACAAUAACACACAGUAACACACAAUAACACACACUAACACACAAUACCACACAAUACCAUACACAAUAACACACAAUACACACAAUAACACACAAUAAUGCAAUAACACACUAUAACACAACCACACACACACACACACACUAAACCACAGUAACACAAUAACACACUAAAGUACACAAUACCAUACAACAACACACAAUAACACACAAUAACACACAAUAAGACAAUAACACACACUAACACACAAUGACACACAAUGACACACAAUAACACACAAAAACACACACUAACACACAAUAACACACACUAACACACACUAACACACAAUAACACACAAAAACACACACUAACACACAAUAACACAUAUUAACACACAAUAACACACACUAACACACUAAAAUACAAUAACACACAAUAACACACUAACACACAAUAACACACACUAACACACAAUAACACACACUAACACACUAUAAUACAAUAACACACACUAACACACAAUAACACACAAUAACACACUAUAAUACAAUAACACACACUAACACACACUAACACACAAUAACACACACAUACACGCAGACUCUGACCCAUGUAAAUAUCCACAUGUAUGACGUCACACAUGCUACACGCUACCUCGAGGACUGAGCUUUAAGGGACCACGUGAACUGACUUCUACCUUCUAGUAUCGGUGGCUGUGAUUGGUCGCUUCCCUUCCUGUCAUGUCUUCAUCCAAUCGGUUGAUUCUGUGCCUCUGAAUCUGUAACACGAUUCGCUGAUCACUAGUGACACAUGGAACUGUUCUACGUUCUCAGUGUUCUAGUUCUAGUACCUGCGCAGUGCAUGCUGGGAGCCGUGCUGUGAAUAAAGGUUCUCCAUCCACUGACCCACAAAGGUUCUGCAGCAUUCCGCGGAUGUUCUCAGCUUCCAGGAUGUUCUUGUUAAAGGUUGGAUGCUGUAGACAUUCUACAGAUGUUUGGUGAUGACAUUUUUAGAACAUACCUCCUCUUUCUUAUCAUGGAACACUGUGGAACGUUACAGGAACGUUUCAUAGAGGAACAUUCUAUAAACAAAAAGACAGCAUGUUCCACCUCUAAUGAUGUUAUAAGCGUUCUGUAUUAAAACGUUCUGCAUCAAAAUGUUCUGCAUCAAAAUGUUCUGUAUUAAAAUGUUCUGUAUUAAAACGUUCUGCAUUAUAAUGUUUUGUAUUAAAACGUUCUGUCGUCUGGA